Molecule: messenger RNA, 2817 nt
Organism: Nematostella vectensis (starlet sea anemone)
Lineage: Eukaryota; Metazoa; Cnidaria; Anthozoa; Actiniaria; Edwardsiidae
Product: long-chain-fatty-acid--CoA ligase 1
Exons: 24
Coding region: 304-2325 (673 amino acids)
Biological process (GO): long-chain fatty acid metabolic process
Cellular component (GO): endoplasmic reticulum; membrane
Molecular function (GO): long-chain fatty acid-CoA ligase activity
Source: RefSeq, a predicted model, not a curated record
AGAAAGUCUUUACAAAAAGCCUAAAAUAUAAGAAAGGGCCCAUGUCUAAAGACGAAGAAAUCGAAGACAAUAAAGCAGCAAAAGUAUGCUUUUUAAUGUCGGUUUAUCGCCCAAUUGAAACGAAUGAAACGGUGUUGUUUGUAACACUAGAACCAGCACAAGGUGUGGUGCCAUUAAGGCGAACAGCACACAGAGACUAGAGAGCACCACACACGACGCGUAUACUUUAGCCAGCCGGGCCAUAACAGUUUCACACCCACGGCUAUCAGACACUACCGUACCAACAAUCUUUUCUCGAAGGAGAUGAAGGCGAGGAAUACGAGUGUGGAGUUGCCAGAGAUGCAAUCAGUGGAGAUUGAGGGAGGAGGAGGUGCCAGGCGAAGUAACCUAUCACAUCAUGACGUCACAAGAUUCCAUGAUGACGUCAACACUGUGUAUGAGGCGUUUUUACGCGGAAUGAGGAUGUCGGAUAACGGCCCCUUCCUCGGGACUAGACAAGCCACGAGAGGUUACAAGUGGGCUACAUAUUCACAGAUCCACGAGCGGGCUUCCAAUUUUGGGAGCGGCUUGUGUGAGCUUGGGUGCGAUCCAAGCCAGGAGACUUUCGUUGGGUUGUGGUCAACAAAUUGCACAGAGUGGCUACUCGCGGACCUCGCGUGUCAGAUGUUUUCAAUGGUCACUGUUCCCAUAUAUGACUCGCAUGGAAGCGAGGCCUGUACAUAUAUCAUCAACAAGGCGAAACUUUCUACUAUCGUUUGCCAUAAGAAGAAAGUGAAUUUCCUAUUGGAGCAUGCGCACCUGCUUCCCACUCUGAAGAGCAUUAUAGUGAUCAGCGGCGCUGGGGAGGUCAGAAGAGAUAAGUCUGACAUCCUGGGGAUUCGGAUUAUCUCAUUCGACGAAGUGGAGAAAAUAGGAAUCAAUAAUCCACAUGAAAAAGUCCCUGCGAGACCAGAAGAUACCUUCACCAUCAGCUGGACAAGUGGAACCACAGGCUUCCCAAAGGGCGUUAUUCUGACACACGACAACAUCAUCAGUGAUAUGUCCGCCUAUCUCUUCCUCAUUAAGCAGGACGGAGAGGAGCUUACACCACAGGAUACCCACCUCUCAUAUCUUCCACCAGAACACAUGUACGAGCGAUGUACACAGGUCCUUAUGAUGAUGGCUGGAGCUAAGAUUGGACUCUACCACGGCAAGCGAGAGUUUCUCAUGGAUGACUUCAAAGCUUUGCGACCGACAGUGUUUGCCGCUGUUCCAAGACUUUUGAACGCAAUUUAUGACAAAGUAACUGCUCAAGUCUCGCGCAGCAAAAUCAAGAAAUGGAUAUUUGGUAUCGCCAUUCGCUCAAAAGAACAGGACUUGAAAAGGUAUUCCUUAUUCGCAGGAAACACUUUUUUCUUUCAUGCCAGACGAAUAAUACGGAAAGACACCAUCUGGGAUCGACUGGUAUUUAAGAAAAUUCAGGAUCUGAUUGGCGGGAAUGUGCGCAUCAUCACGUGCGGCUCCGCCCCCCUCUCCGCACGCGUGACUUCAUUCAUCAGAUGCGUCAUGGGAUGCUAUCUGAAUGAAGGCUAUGGUUCAACAGAAACAACAGCAAUGGUCACGAUGCAAAGAUUAAAGGACUUCAAUACAGGUCACGUCGGUGCCCCAGUUCCCUGCGCUACUGUCAAGCUCGUCGAUGUUCCAGAGAUGGACUAUUACGCAAGCAAUAAUCAAGGAGAGAUCUGUAUCCGCGGGCGCAAUGUGUUCAAGGGCUACCUGCACGAUGCCGAGAGGACCGAGGAAGCUUUUGACAGCAGUGGCUGGUUCUAUUCAGGAGACAUCGGGGAAUGGACGCAGGAUGGAACACUUCGUAUCAUUGAUAGAAAGAAACACAUCUUUAAGCUGUCACAGGGCGAGUAUAUUGCGCCAGCCAAGAUUCAGAACGCCUACUUGCGAAGCAUGUUCGUGGCGCAAGUGUUUGUUCACGGUAAUAGCUUGAAGUCGUUCAUCGUGGCGGUUGUUGUCCCGGAUGCAGAAGUGCUGAUCCCAUGGGCGAAGACUCAUGACAUCGAAGGGGGCAUAAAACAACUCUGUCAAAACCAAACUGUGCGUCAGGCAAUACACGAUGACAUGAUCGCUAAAGGGAAAGAAGCCAAAUUAAAUUCUCUCGAACAGGUAAAGGGCAUCUAUCUUCAUCCAGAGCUGUUCACAGUGGAGGAAGGUCUCCUCACGCCAACCCUUAAGACAAAAAGACCAGCGCUUGCACAAUUCUUCGAAGAAAAACUCAACGUACUGUACGAGGACCUCGAGGCAAUGAUCAAACGGCCUCAAAGAAACGGGUGGUAGACUCCAACCAGAAGAAGGGACUAGCACCUUUGUUAGUCGGCAUAACAUUGAGAGGGUACCUCACUUAUAUGGAUAAGGCCUUGCACAGAAACUUCCGUAAGGCGGAUAUAGCAUUGGCAGUCCCCCCCCCCCGUAAAGCGGACAUGACAUUGAGCAGGCACCUUCGUGUGGAGGACAUAGUUUCGAACGAGAGACCUUCGUAAGCCGGACAUAGCAUAAAGCAGUUACCUUCUAAGGCUGGCAGAGUAUUCAGACCAUUGGGCGCCCGUUAAAAUGGAGGUUACACUCUGAACUCUUUAACUCUCGAUAAACCUUUUAAACAGCCAGGUAAACUUCCUCUAUGAGACUUACACUCUUGUUUUUAAAGUAAAAAAAAACACGUUACAUUGUAAAUAUAAUUUGUAUCGUCUUUAAGUUUUUGUAACACAUGUUUCAAUUAACUAGGCAUACUUUCUUUGGUGUUUUUAAAUAAUAAAAGCAAAAUUAAGAGUA